This is a messenger RNA of Ostrea edulis (European flat oyster), 4699 nucleotides long. Its product is annotated as tripartite motif-containing protein 45-like. The transcript is spliced from 4 exons. Gene Ontology annotation, biological process: positive regulation of DNA-templated transcription. The record is from RefSeq and is a predicted model, not a curated record. NCBI's taxonomy places the organism in Eukaryota, Metazoa, Mollusca, Bivalvia, Ostreida, Ostreidae. Gene Ontology annotation, cellular component: nucleoplasm; chromatin. Gene Ontology annotation, molecular function: ubiquitin-protein transferase activity; zinc ion binding. Bases 329 to 1243 code for a protein of 304 amino acids.
CCCUACUAACGUGUUCGGAACAUAUUCUUUAUCGGUGUUAAGUAGAGCGUAAAAUUAGAAACUAUCGAAUGAAAUAUAAUCUCGCUGCUCCGAGACUCCAACGCGAGCUACCUGAGACCCGGUGAAUUUUCUACCGGAUAUGGAUGUGCUUUAAGGAAUUCCAGUGCUAAUUGUACUUUUUGGGAAAUUUGAGUGAUUCACCACCCUUUGAACAAAGGUAUAUUAAUUGAGGCCACGUCAAAGGAAUCCUAGAUUUACCAAGAGACCAUAUGUUUUAAUUGCUGCCCAUCAAAUAGUACAGUGUCUUUGUGUAAAUUACGGAAUAGUCAUGGCUCGGUCUCAGGCCCAGGACAUCAUCCGAUGUCAGUACUGUGAGGAGGAGCCUGCUCUGUUCCAAUGUGUUCCCUGUGGAGAUGAAUUCUGUUCUCGCUGUAAAACAUUUCAUCUUAAAAGCAAGGUUCCCUCUGGACACAACAUCAUCCCUAUAUCCGAGAGACUCCACCCCACCAACAUGGUCAAAAUGUGUGAAAGUCACCCGUCCAAACCAUAUGAUGCUUGCUGUGAAAAUUGUCAAGUUCCGGUCUGCAUUUUAUGCAUUCAAGAGAUUCAUAAUACACACAGAAUUGGGAAAAUGCAGGAUAUGUACGAGAAACAAAAGGCUGCAGCCAUAAAAGAACUGUCUGAAAUGAAAACACAAAGGAGAGCGGAUGUCAUACAAAGGAUAAAAGAUGUCGAAAAUGGAGAAUCACGGAUAAAGACCAGCCACCAAAAUCUGAGGAGGGAAAUGAAGAGACAAGCCAAAGAUUUUAUAGAUCAUAUCAAUGCAAUUUUGAAUGAAGGUCUAGACGAGUCAGAGUCAGACGAGAAAAAGAAGCUAGAAGAAUUAUCACAACAUAAAGCCGAGUUAGAAGAAUAUAAACAGAACCUAGAACAUGUCAUUGAAAAUCUAGAAGACCUUACAGAGUCAAGUCCUCCUGCUGACCUCAUCUUGUACCGGAAACAAAACCCUGACGUGGUCAAACACUUAAAAUUUCCAGACACAGUAGUAACUACUGAUCCCACGUUCACGGCGGGCCAGUUCAACAAAACUUUGAACAAGAAACAGUUUGGACAAAUGACCAAAAGUAAACUUACUCGAGGUAAGACAGAUGAUAAAACCCAAUACACAGAAACAAAAGAGAUAGAAUCCCGACCCAUCCAAUGUAGGCAGAUGAUAAGACAGAAUACACUCAAACGACAAUGACGGAAACCUCUAAAAUUGGAAAAAGCGGGAAAAGAGUUACGAAAAAUAGUGUUAGUCAAUUUUAUGAAUUUCUUCAAAAAAAUCAUUAUUGAUCAAAACGGUAUUACAACAGGCAGUCCAGCUAAGUGAAAUAAAACCUGACAAGAAAGAGUUACGUCACGUGGCGUGCUUUGGAAAUGAAAGAUCAUACAUCAGUGGGAGUGGGUCUGGGAUAAUUUUGAUUGACGGGUCAAGUACACACUUGGACACGAUUACUACAUCUAAAGAACCUUCUGGCCUGGCUGUGAUGAAGGACGGGAGUCUGAUUUAUUCUGUCCGCAAUCAUGGUGCCAUCUACCGAGUGUUUCCCAAUAAACAGGCAACUAAACUUGUAAAAACUCGGGGCGAACCUGUAGGUCUUUGUCGUACCAGAUCGGGAGAAAUCCUGGUCUGUCUGUUUAGUGAUUUUGGUAAUUGGAAUGCUAGAGUUACAGUGGUUCGGUACAACUGCAGCGGUGAGAAGAUCCAGGAGUUUAAAAUAUUACAAUGUAAUAAUUAUAUGUCACCAAGCAAAUGGCCUGUCUGUGAGAAUGUGAAUGGUGAUAUCUGUACUGGUUAUAUAUAUGUAUUUAGUCGUAGCAAUAGAGUAGUGGUAUAUGACAAGUCUGGGAAGUUUCGCUUUCAUUAUGACGGGCGAGGUGGGACUCAGAAGUUUGAUCACCUUAAGCCACGUGGUCUGGCCAACGACAGCCUGGGUCACAUCCUCAUCUCAGACAACGCUAACAAUGUCGUGCAUCUUAUUAGCCAGGACGGGGACUUCAUCGCCUAUAUCCUAACAAAGGAUGACGGGAUAGCAUGUCCGUGGGGGAUCACUGUGGAUCAGUCCGACAACGUGUGGUUGGUAGAACAUAAGAGAGCCCUCGUAAAAGUGUAUCAGUAUAUGUUGUAAAUUUGACCUUAAUGUAUCAUACUAUCAAUACAGAUAUAUGUAUCAUUAUAUACUGUUAGUAGUUUGACGUAAUCUAUUUAAAAAUAUACAUUCCGUUAUCCGUUAGCAUUCCCACAGCCUGUGCAUUGUAUUGAGACGGUAUCAUUUCAUGCUAUUGAGGUUAUCGUUAUUAGUCCGAUCAGUGUCUUAGGGCAAAAGAGAGAGGGGGUACUUCAUUUAUGACAAAACAUGACCGGAUAUCAUGUUCAUAGGGGGAUCCCUGUGGACCAGUCUGACAACCUGUGGCUGGUAACGGACAACUGUGAAAAAGUGAACAAGUUCAUGUAGAAACGGUUGACAGUAGUAUUUCAUGCAAGUGCCACAUUCAAUAUUUGUGUCUUACCUAAUAUAUAGAAUUGUAGAAUUUUCAUCCUUUGAAGAUACGCAUUCAUGCAUCAAAGAAAAGAAAAUACGACGAAUUACGCCACUUGCAAAUUAGAAGAAGGGGGGGGUUAAUUAAUUUUAUUAAUGAUAUCUGUAAAGUUCAAUGAAUUCAAAUUAGAUGAUUACAUGUGUAUUUUGUAUAGAUUGUUUAUUCAAACAAUCAGUUCAAAAUUCAAUGUACACAAAUUUCCAGUCGACUGAAAUUGAACAUCGCGACAAUGAAAAGGUGAAGAUAACGAGCAAUGAGCAAUCUCAUAACUCCUACAAGGAAUACACAAAAUUAAGAGAAGGGAAACCCGGACUUUUAUGUCAGUAGUCUACCUUAGCGUAACAUUGUUUUACGUCGGGAUAUACAGGAAGAGUAGAUACUGCUGAAUAUGAGUUGUAGUCUCUUUGUUUUGGUAAAUACUAAUGUUAAAUUGGAAAUACAUGUAUACAUUUCAUGCGUAUUGAAAACGAGAUUAAAUUUCCCCAGUAUGACUCAUAAUUUGAGCGUCGCCUAUAGGCGGGACCCUCUAGUGAUCAGUCUGUUCUGUUGGGGUGGGGGGUGGGGGCUAUAGUGAUCAGUCUGUGUCUGUAGGCGGGGCCCUAUAGUGAUAAAUCUGUUCUAUAUGCGGGGCCCUAUGGUGAUCAGUCCAUCUUGUAGACGGGGACCCUAUAGUGAUCAGUCCGUGCCUAUAGGCAGGAGUUCUAUAUUGAUCCGUCAGGCAGAAACCCUAUAGAAACUAGUCUGUCCUAUAUGUGGUAGCCUUAUAUUGAUUAGUUCAGACGGGGGCCUUAUUUUGAUCAGUUCAGGCGGGGGCCUUAUAGUGAUCAGUUCAGGCGGAGACCUUAUGGUGAUCAACCCAUGCCUAUAGGCGGGGCCCUAUAGUGUUCAGUCCGUGCCAUAGUUAGAGACCCGAUACUGAUUAGUCCGUGCCUAUAGGCGGGAAUCCUAUAGUGAUAAGUCAGGCGUGAGCACUGUAAUAUUUACAGGCACUUAAAGUAUGAAUACUAUUAUCCCUUAUACGGCACGGUAUGUAACAACGUAACAGUAUGUAACAAUUUGUUACUAAGCGUAGCACGAAUGGCGACACUAUGUAACAACUUUAUUGUUACAUAGCAUCGCCAUUCCUGCUACGCUUUGUAUCAAAUUGUUAUAUGUAACAAAUUGUUAGAAACCGCGCGGGGAAUGCACCGUUUUGGGUGGUUCCGAAAGAAAAAAAACCCUAAAAUUUUGUAGAUUCCUUUUAAUCGUUGUGUUUGUGAGUAGGUAUACUAUGUAUGUGUGUCGUCCACUCUCAACCUGUUCAAGUCGAUACUAAAACCACAGAAGUACUAAAACCACAGAAAUACUAAAACCACAGAAAUACUAAAACCACAGAAAUACUUAGAUACCUCUUCAAUAUGGGGGUUUGAAGGUUAUGCUUAAAAAGCACUAGGGUAGUGCAUAACAGGCAUCCCGCCUAUUGCACAAUAAUCCCCAGGCUUCUCUCUUUCUCUCUCUUCCUUUGUUCUUUUCAUUUAUAUCACUUGGUUUUCCCGCGCUCUCUGCAGCCCCUCUCUCUCUCUCUCUCUCUCUCUCUCUCUCUCUCUCUCUCUCUCAUUCUCUUGGCCAAUGUACAAUGGAAUCAUGCAUUCCAUCACCCCCCCCCCUCUCUAAAUGUCAAGGCAAGGAAUGCCCCCUCUCUCUAAAUGUCAAGGCAACCAAAGAACGUAACUAUAUCUAUGUAUCUAGCUACUUAUCUAUCUAUCUAUGUCAAUGAAUCAUAUUAAUCAUUGAAUCAAUAUUUUGUUUUCAUUGUCAAACUAUUGUUGAAGAUGAAAAACAUUUUUUACUUGAUUGUCCUGUGUAUGAACAUAUUAGAAAAAUGCAUUCAAAACUACUAGAUAUUAAUACCUUAUUUUGUUUACUAAAUCCACAUAACCUUGUAUCUACAAAACAAACCUGUCUAUACAUCAGAGACUGUUUUAAUGUUAGAAAUAAGUUUUCAACAGUUUGAUAUUUUGUAAUGUAUCAAUAUAUAUGUGUAUCUAUGUAUGGCUAACAACACAUUCUUAUAUAAUGUGCUUUAGUGCCAAUAAAGAAUUGAAUUGAAUUGAAUUGAAUAAAUCUACCACAUUCA